Messenger RNA from Soboliphyme baturini, 306 nucleotides. Lineage: Eukaryota; Metazoa; Nematoda; Enoplea; Dioctophymatida; Soboliphymatidae. The record is from the annotation of a GenBank genome assembly.
AUGCGAAUCCACAACCCUUGCUAUGCCUCCCCUUCUGGCGUAAGCUUCGGUAUUUACUCCAGCGAAGCCAUUAAGGCGAUAAGCGUCAAGGAAAUAAGCAACCCGAGAACGUUCGAUGACCUGCAGCAUCCGGUGAUGGGAGGAUUGUAUGAUUCGGCUUUGGGACCUCUGAACUCAUCUGAACAAUGCUCGACUUGUACCUUGACGGAAAUUUACUGCCCGGGUCAUUUUGGACACAUAUCACUGCCAUUGCCGGUGUACAAUCCAUUGCUUUUCGACGUUCUUUUUCAAGUAUGCGUUUGUUGA